AUGGCAGAAGGGAUUGACAAGAAUGUGGAGGAGCGUAUGGAAUUCUCCACCUCGAAAGAGGUGACUGUUGCUCCAACGUUUGAGGACAUGCAUCUGAAAGAAAACCUCCUGCGCGGAAUCUACGCCUACGGCUACGAAUCACCCUCGGCUGUCCAGUCUCGAGCCAUCGUUCAGAUCUGUAAGGGAAGAGACACCAUCGCUCAGGCGCAAUCGGGCACAGGCAAGACCGCCACCUUCUCAAUCAGUAUCCUCCAAGUCCUCGAGACCUCAGUGCGAGAAACACAAGCCCUUGUUCUUUCGCCGACCCGCGAAUUAGCCACUCAGAUCCAAAGCGUCAUUAUGGCCCUUGGUGAUUACAUGAAUGUCCAGUGUCACGCCUGUAUUGGUGGGACAAAUGUUGGGGAAGACAUUCGCAAGUUAGACUACGGACAACACGUGGUUUCCGGUACCCCUGGGCGUGUUGCAGACAUGAUUCGACGACGGAACCUACGGACCCGGCAUAUUAAGAUGCUUGUGUUGGAUGAGGCCGACGAACUCCUCAACCGUGGCUUUCGCGAGCAGAUUUACGACGUUUACCGAUAUCUCCCCCCUGCCACUCAAGUUGUCGUUGUCUCCGCCACUCUCCCAUACGAUGUCCUAGACAUGACCACGAAAUUCAUGACCGACCCUGUUCGUAUUCUGGUCAAACGUGACGAACUCACACUGGAAGGCCUGAAACAAUACUUCAUCGCCGUGGAGAAGGAGGACUGGAAAUUCGAUACUCUAUGUGACCUCUACGAUACGCUGACCAUCACUCAAGCCGUCAUCUUCUGUAACACACGACGCAAGGUAGACUGGCUUACUGACAAGAUGCGAGAGGCUAAUUUUACUGUCAGCAGCAUGCACGGUGAAAUGCCGCAGAAGGAGCGAGACAGCAUUAUGUCUGACUUCCGCCAAGGCAAUUCUCGCGUCUUGAUCAGUACUGAUGUCUGGGCACGCGGCAUCGAUGUCCAGCAAGUUAGCCUCGUCAUCAACUACGACCUCCCUUCGAAUCGAGAGAACUACAUUCACCGCAUCGGACGAAGUGGCAGAUUCGGCAGGAAAGGCGUUGCGAUCAACUUCGUCACGAGCGAUGACGUGAGAAUCCUGAGGGACAUUGAACUCUACUACUCGACGCAAAUUGAUGAGAUGCCGAUGAAUGUCGCCGAUCUCCUCGCCUAA
Molecule: messenger RNA, 1200 nt
Organism: Exophiala aquamarina CBS 119918
Lineage: Eukaryota; Fungi; Ascomycota; Eurotiomycetes; Chaetothyriales; Herpotrichiellaceae
Product: ATP-dependent RNA helicase fal1
Exons: 3
Coding region: 1-1200 (399 amino acids)
Cellular component (GO): nucleolus; catalytic step 2 spliceosome
Molecular function (GO): ATP binding; mRNA binding; RNA helicase activity
Source: RefSeq, a predicted model, not a curated record